UUUUAGGCACCGAUCUGCAGUUUAUGGAACCUAAUCAGGAAUCUUUAAGAAUCCGGAUCACCAUGGACUUAGCAGAGCAAAAUGAGACAAUCGGUUUGGGUCUCAUUAAAAAAAGUAGUAAAUCUUGGAUGGAUCUGCUGGCGGUGUUUGUGGCUGUCUUUCUGACCCUAUUCUACUACGUUUACGAUGUGUUCUACGUAAUGCCACAACUUUUGGGAUUCUUUGGCCAGGCAGUCCACUUUGUGGUGAGUACUUGGAUUGUGUACAACAUCCUGGGAAAUUUGAGGAUCUGCACUAAGACGAAGAACUCUGUGGAUACUUUGCCGCUGGAGUUGCUGAAACCGGUGAAGGGGGAGGAGAACUUGUGGCACUUUUGCGAUAAAUGCCAAAGGACUGUUCCGCCGAGAUCAUGGCAUUGCAAAACAUGCAAUGUAUGCAUUUUGAAGCGGGAUCACCACUGCAGUUUCGUUGGCAACUGUGUGGGACAUAACAAUCAGCGAUACUUCAUCUGGUUCUCCUUUUACGCGACCCUCGGCAGCGGAUUAGCAUUUUUCGAUAAUAUCCUUUUCGCCCUUAAACACGGCGUUCAAGGUCUUAGUAUUUUCUCGAUUAAUUCCCUUUUGAUUAAUGAGUAUUUCAAUCCUGGUACAUCUAACAUUGGCCUACAGUGCCAAAUAAGGGUUGUCUUAUGGAUUAACUUGUGCGCUGUUAUAUUUCCGGGUGUCCUGUUUUGUACACAAAUAUCAAUGGUCCGAAAAAACUCUGUAAUGCAUAAUACUUCAGAUCGCACCUAUGAUCUCGGAGUGUGGAGAAAUUUUUCUCAGGUCCUUGGACGUCGUCGAUUCUGGACUUUCCUGUCGCCGAAUAUCGAAAGUCCUCUUCCACAUGAAGGAACCCAGUGGCCAUCAAAACAUACGCAUACCAUUUAAACUUAUUUUGAUAUCCAUUUACCCAUCGUU
Messenger RNA from Drosophila rhopaloa, 959 nucleotides. Its product is annotated as probable palmitoyltransferase ZDHHC24. The record is from RefSeq and is a predicted model, not a curated record. Gene Ontology annotation, molecular function: palmitoyltransferase activity. NCBI's taxonomy places the organism in Eukaryota, Metazoa, Arthropoda, Insecta, Diptera, Drosophilidae. Bases 24 to 929 code for a protein of 301 amino acids. The transcript has a single exon.